AUGAUUCAGUUUAUAUUGAUUAUUGUGAUCUCCUAUUGUUCAGCGGCAAACAAUGUUUCUCUUGGUUAUGAUUUUGGACAGUAUUAUUCUCGUGUUCGUAUUUUUGAGUAUAAUGAUUAUUCCGAUGUAAAACUUCUAAAAUUUAACAUAUACGGUCCAACAAAAUUAGCUAAUUGGUUCAUUAGUAUUAAUCAAGAUGGAAAAUGUGAUAAUUAUUUUGCUAAUAUACAUUAUGACCUUCAAAAUGGUGCUUAUUCAUUGAUCGCCCCGCUCAAUGAAUCUUUCCCUGACACGUAUGUGACUAAGCGUCAUGAUUUAAUCAAAACAGUAUUCAAUCGAACAGUAUCCAAUUCAACAGUUCAAUUGAGAAAUCCAUUGAGAGGUACAUGGUUUGCAACGGUAUUUGUUGAACGUUUAACCACAGAUUCCAAAUCUAAAAAGUCUUCAGGUGGCUGUAACUUCUAUCUAACAACGUGGCUUGAUUAUCAAGCUCUAUCAGUUUCAUUAACAUUAAGUCUUGAUCAACCACUUCAAAUCUUUCUAUCAAACAACACAUCUAUUGUCUAUGCAUCAUAUUAUACGUCACCAGGCAAUCCUCGUCUUAGUAUUCUAUCAGAAUGGCUUUCCCCUUGUGAUGUAACUAUUCUUGGACGAAUCAAUGGAUUGCCGGAUUUUUAUCAGUAUGAUUAUCAGACUGUCUGUAAAAAUGGUUCUUGUGUAAUAGAAACCAAUCAAUUAAGUGCAUUCGUUUGGAUUUAUUUUCAAAUAUCAGUGAAUAACACAUCCUGUUUAAAUAAUUCUAUUCGAGGUUCUUUGCUUGUUCAGUCCACAGAAUGUCUAUAUCAUUCGAUCGGUGAUACCUGUAUUAAAUCAUAUCCAACUCAACGUGUUAUGUUUACUGCUUACUAUAAUUUUUUAUAUAUACCAGUAAAUAGAAAUAGUAAUACUAGUUCAAUGAUAUUGAAUGGAAACGAUUCAUCGAUCUAUUCAUAUGAAUUUAUUGUUGAUGAUAGAAACAUUGGCGGAACAAUACAUCUUGAUUUUGAAGCUCGACUCAAGUCGCAUGUUCAAUCGAAUGUCAACGUCAGUAUUCUUGGUUGUGUAUCUAAACAUCAACCACGUCGAUAUCGUGAUUGUGAAAUCGAUUAUAGAAUAUACAUUAAGCAAAAUUCACCUGUAACCAGAUCAUUACCCUAUCCAGAAAUAGCUCUUUGGUACUUAACGUUAGAAUACAUUUGCAAUGGUUCAAUGAAUGACUGUGAUAACGCAUCAUUGGCACUUACAUUUCAAAUAUCAUCAUCAUCGUGCACUCGGGAACAAUGUGGAACAUAUGGUGUUUGCAGAAUAUUGACAUCACAACAAAAUAUUUUUUCUGUUUGCACUUGUAUUGCUGGUUAUCGUGGUUAUGGUUGUACGGAUAGUAGUUAUUCGUAUGCAUCUAAAUACUUACCAAGUGUUCUUUUUUUAACACUCAGUAAUUUAAUGUUCAUUCCUGCAAUUAUCGUUGCAAUCUAUUAUCAUUUAUAUAUUGAAGCACUUGUUUAUUUUUUCAAUAUGUUUUUUUCAACAUUUUAUCAUGCCUGUGAUCAAGAUCUCCAUAAAUUUUGUAUGUUUAAAUAUGAUGGUUUACAAUUAUCAGAUUUUAUUGGAUCAUAUUCUUCAUUUGUUAUUACCUUAAUAACCUUAUCAAUAGUUCCACGAGCAGUAAAAGCAUUUCUUUUUGUUUUGGGCUUAUUAGUUUGUGUUACCAUUAAUUCACGUGAUCGCUUUGAUAAUUUACAAUUUAUUGGUUUGAUUAGUAUUACAUUUUCGUUUACCAUCGUAACAUGGGUAACUGUCUCAAUUAAAAAACGUCGUUUACAACCAUCUUUAAAGCGACUUUUAUGGAUUACACCGGGAUUAGUAUUAGCCAUUAUAGGUCUCGUUUUAUUUGUUGUUGUUGAAACUGAAGACAACUAUUGGUAUAUACAUAGUUUAUGGCAUAUAUUAAUGGCUACUUCGAUUCUAUUUUUCAUACCUAAGAAAAUAGAACAAAACCGACGACAAAUACAAACCAGUAAUUUGGAACCGAACGAGCAUAAACUGUCAACACAUGCUGUUAAUCGAGGCGCUACAUUAUUAGAUGAAGAAUAA
This is a messenger RNA of Rotaria socialis, 2133 nucleotides long. NCBI's taxonomy places the organism in Eukaryota, Metazoa, Rotifera, Eurotatoria, Philodinida, Philodinidae. The record is from the annotation of a GenBank genome assembly.